Messenger RNA from Anolis sagrei ordinatus, 2472 nucleotides. NCBI's taxonomy places the organism in Eukaryota, Metazoa, Chordata, Lepidosauria, Squamata, Anolidae. The record is from RefSeq and is a predicted model, not a curated record.
GAUGCUGCGCAUGAGCCGGAGCGGAUGCUGCUGAUGCUGCUGAUGCUGAGACGCCUCCAUCACCACCACCACCAUCACCACCACCGCCUCUGUGCAUCCGUCUCUCCAUCCCUGCCUGGGAAUCCUCGCCUCCUUCCCUCUUUCCCAGGAGACAGCAUCUCCCGUUGGCCAUGACCAAGGACGACUCGGCGGAGCUCCCUUCGGAGGAGGACCACCACCCCUUGGACUUCCAGAGCCCGGUCCUGGAGAGGAGGAAGAAGCCCAUCGUCCACCCUUCGGCUCCUGCUCCGCUGCCCAAGGAUUAUGCUUUCACCUUCUUUGACCCCAACGACCCGGCCUGCCAAGAGAUCCUCUAUGACCCCAUCACCACCGUCCCGGAGUUGUUUGCCAUCAUCCGGCAGUGGGUUCCCCAGGUCCAGCACAAGAUCGAUAUCAUUGGCAAUGAAAUCCUGAAGCGUGGCUGCCACGUCAACGACCGGGAUGGCUUGACCGACAUGACUCUGCUCCAUUAUGCUUGCAAGGCUGGGGCCCAUGGCGUCGGUGACCCUGCCUCUGCCGUCCGUCUCUCCAAUCAGCUCCUGGCUUUGGGUGCGGAUGUGACCCUCCGCAGCCGCUGGACCAACAUGAACGCCUUGCAUUACGCUGCCUAUUUUGACGUCCCCGAACUCAUCCGCAUCCUCCUGAAGGCCUCCAAGCCCAAAGAUCCUUGUUUUAUACAGAACCUAACCUACUUCCUCAACUCCACCUGUAGCGAUUUCAACCACGGGACGGCCCUCCACAUUGCGGCUUCGAACCUGUGUCUGGGGGCCGUGAAGUGUCUCCUCGAACACGGAGCCAACCCGGCGGUCAGGAAUAGUAAAGGCCAGGUCCCUGCGGAUGUGGUGCCAGACCCCAUGGACAUGACUUUGGACAAGGCGGAGGCGGCCAUGAUCGCCAAGGAGCUGAAGCAGCUGCUGCUGGAUGCCGUGCCCUUGAGCUGCAACCUACCGAAGGUCACUCUGCCCAACUAUGACAACAUCCCAGGGAACCUCAUGCUCAUCUCCCUCGGCCUCAAGCUCGGAGACCGGGUCCUUGUGGAUGGGCUGAAGGUGGGCACCUUGCGUUUUUGCGGCACCACCGAGUUUGCCAGCGGUCAGUGGGUCGGAGUGGAGCUGGACGAACCUGACGGCAAGAACGACGGCAGCGUGGGAGGAAUCCGCUACUUCAUUUGCCCUCCAAAGCACGGAGUGUUUGCCUCGGUGUCCAAGAUCACCAAAGCGGCUGACCAGACCCCUUCCUCGGUCACUUCCACCCCUCGGACCCCACGGAUGGACUUCUCCCGCAUGACCGCCAAGGGACGCAAGGAGAAGGACAAAGACAAGAAAGCUCUGAGGAAGAAGUCCCUCUCCGUGGGCAGCCUGGACCGCGAAGGCUUGAAGAUCGAGAUCGGGGACCAAGUGCUGGUGGCCGGCCAGAAGCAAGGUCUCAUCCGCUUCUAUGGGAAGACCGACUUUGCCCCAGGCUAUUGGUUCGGCAUUGAGUUGGACAAACCCACCGGGAAACAUGACGGUUCGGUGUUCGGGGUCCGAUAUUUCACUUGCGCCCCGAAACACGGGGUCUUUGCACCUCCUUCCCGGGUUCAGAGAAUCGGAGGCCCGAAGGAUGCUCAGGAUGGCAAUUCGGCAAAGAAGGUCCACCAAGUCACAAUUUCACAGCCAAAGCGCAACUUCACAGCAGUCAGAACCCCGAAAGACAUCACGUCGGAAAGCUCUAUUUCUAGGUUACUUUUCUGCUGCUGGUUCCCCUGGAUGCUGCGUGCCGAGAUGCAGUCGUAAACGUCCCUUGAUCAUCCUUCCUUCCUUCCUUCUUUCCUUCCCUUCUUCCUCCCAUCCCUUCUUCCCUGCUGUUUCUUCUUCGCUCUCCAAGUAAUCAAAAGAAAGACUGCUCUUCGGAUCUUGUUUCUUUUUCCUUUUCUCAUCUCUCCUUCCCCGAUGGCUGUUCUAGUGAACCCCAGUGCCUUGUUAAGACAUAUUUGAACACCGUCCUGACACCCACUUCCCUAGGUAGUUUGUGAGAAAUAAUGUUAUGCGGUCCUGCGUUCGGUUUCCUGGCACACAACAAUAUAAUGUAGGCACACAACCUCUCUCCGCUGCACCUACUUCCUUUCCCAGAAUUAGGAUAAAGGGAUUUAUCAAGGGACAGGCUUAGAGGGUAGGGUCCCAAGAGAAGGCUCUGCUCUUUCCCUAUAUAUAUAUAUUUACAUAUAUAUAUGCGCAUGUACUCUCCAAGGCCCAUUCUGGCAACACAUUAAACCAAAAAUCCUAGGUUUGCAUCUUAUUGGCAACAAACCAGGAUUAAAACAACAAUCCUAGGUUUGUUUAGUGUUGCACUAAUUGGAAGAGCCAAGUAGUUGCAGCUUGUUUGCAAUAAACCAGGAUUAAACCAAUACUCCUGGGUUUAUUUAGGGUUGCACAGGCUGUCAGAGCUGGAUUA